AUGGCUUCUUUGUGGUGCAAAAAGUCUCCAGAUUGCAGUAAAAUUCGUGGAUACAUCUUGCUUUCUGUGAUAGUGGUGAGUCUAGCAACAGCCAUCGGAUUUUCUCUCUGGUUCUUAGGCAACUAUGUGGAUUCAAAGUCCGGCCCAGGAACAGACCCCCUUGUGCUUCGUUUGGAUGCAUUUUCUUUAUCGAAUUUCGAGGUUUCAAAUUCGUCAUUCUCAGCUGAAUGGGAGGCCAAGUUGACAUUUGGGAACCAAAACGGUGGCCUAACUGUUACCCUCAACCCCUUUGAGAGUUAUGUGUACUAUAAAGAACGUGAGGCUCUAUCAUGUGCUUCUGUGGAUGCAAUGCUGCAUGUUCCUCCAAGGAAACAGAAAACUCUGCAGAUCAAAUUUGAUCCGACAAGUUGCAGAGGAGAACAGCCGUAUGUGGAGGAUCGAGUGAUGAAGGAGUUGAGUGAAGAUCGAAAGAGUGGUCACCUUAGCUUUAGUUUGAAAAUGCGCAUAGAUGCUUCUUAUAGUAUGAGGGAGCUUUUGGGAAUGGGAACCCAAGUGACUUUAAAUCCUAACUGUUCAGGGUUGAAGGUUCAGUUUGAGGGUGCAAAAGGGGAGGGAAAGAUAAAUGGGGGCCGCAAGUGCACCAUUCCAUUACCUAAAUGA
This is a messenger RNA of Prunus avium (sweet cherry), 660 nucleotides long. RefSeq lists its product as uncharacterized. Gene Ontology annotation, cellular component: plasma membrane. The record is from RefSeq and is a predicted model, not a curated record. Gene Ontology annotation, biological process: defense response to other organism. Lineage: Eukaryota; Viridiplantae; Streptophyta; Magnoliopsida; Rosales; Rosaceae.